UGAGCUUGAUCGCCCCUUUGCUAGCCUAGCCUAGCCUAGCUAGCCGAUUGGAAGCACACUCAUCAUAUGGAGGCGGUGGUGGCGAGGCUGGCCUCGGAGAGCGCGGUGGUGGUGUUCAGCGUGAGCUCGUGCGGCAUGUGCCACGCCGUGAAGCGGCUCCUCCGCGGGCUGGGCGCCAGCCCCGCGGUGCACGAGCUCGACGAGGACCCCCGCGGCAGGGAGAUCGAGCGCGCGCUCGCCGGCAUCGCCGGUCGCCGGGGCGGCCCCGCGCCCGUGCCGGCCGUGUUCAUCGGCGGCGCCUACGUCGGGCCCAUGGAGGCGGUCAUGUCGCUCCACCUCGGCGGCCGGCUCGUGCCGAUGCUCCGUUCCGCAGGGGCGAUCUGGCUAUGAUAUGAUCAAUCGUCGAAUCAUCAAUUCGGGCUAAUCAGAGCGAAGGCCAGUGUUGUUCAUCAAUAAUCGUCAUGAUCGUAAUAAUCCUGAUUGCCCUAGCUAAUA
Molecule: messenger RNA, 495 nt
Organism: Panicum hallii
Lineage: Eukaryota; Viridiplantae; Streptophyta; Magnoliopsida; Poales; Poaceae
Product: glutaredoxin-C5-like
Exons: 1
Coding region: 67-390 (107 amino acids)
Source: RefSeq, a predicted model, not a curated record